Ramularia collo-cygni is the source of this 783-nucleotide messenger RNA. Its product is annotated as related to toxin biosynthesis protein. The record is from RefSeq and is a predicted model, not a curated record. The transcript has a single exon. NCBI's taxonomy places the organism in Eukaryota, Fungi, Ascomycota, Dothideomycetes, Mycosphaerellales, Mycosphaerellaceae. The coding region runs from base 1 to 783 and encodes 260 amino acids.
AUGGUGGCAUCUUACUCCAUCCUCGGCGCAACCGGCAACUGCGGACUGGCACUACUCAACCUCCUUCUAGAAACCACGGAUGCAACGAUCAAAGUUUACUGUCGCGAUAGAAGCAAGCUGGUCCGCCUGGCUCCCGCAGUCGCCAACACAACCCGAGUGGAAGUCUACACCGGCAGCAUCACCGAUGUCGACGUCCUCGCCAAAGCCAUGUGGGAGUGCAGUUCCGUCUUCCUCACAGCCUCAACCAACGACAACAUCCCCAACUGCCACAUCAGUCAAGAUCUCGUCCGAACUGUAAUUGCAGCACUCAAGAAAUCGAAAGAUGCCGGUGCAGCCAUCCCAAGACUCGUCCUCUUGUCCUCCGCAACCAUCGACCCUUGGAUAAGUCGCAAGAACCCUUGGGUCAACGCCAUUGUUCGCAGAUCCGCCUGGCACGUCUACAAGGAUUUGGAGCUCGCCGAAGACAUCCUCCGAGCCAACGAGGACUGGGUCAAGUGCGUGUAUAUCAAACCUGGAGGAUUAUCGUUGGAUAUCCAGCGUGGACAUCGACUCACUCUCGAUGAUGAAGAGUCGUUUGUUUCAUACUUGGAUAUCGCGGCGGGCAUGAUUGAGGCGGCGAGCGAUGAGAAGGGUCGCUGGGAUAAUAAAAAUGUUGGUGUUGUGAAUGCCAAUGGGAAGGCAAAGUUUCCGGGUGGGACGCCCAGAUGUAUCUUGUUUGGCUUGUUGCGCUUCUAUUUCCCCUUCUUGCACGAGUAUCUUCCUUCGGGAACGGGACCUUCUUGA